GCGCUGGAAAACAUCAACGAGAAUCCGCAGCCGCCACGCCGCGCGACGACGGGCUCGUCUACCUGAGACAGGGGUACAUGUCGCCGGCUGCUAGUGUCUUGGUCCUCGAUCCUUGAUCGUGCUCCUGAGCCCGCUGGCCGACUGGAGUGUAGGUUGGGUAGGGCGGACUGAGCAGGCGGACAUGGCAACAAUAAGCUCACUAUCCGCUGGACCCCUUCUCCUGGGCAGCGCCUCUGGGACGCUUUUUUCCCCUUUGUCGAUCAUCCCCGCACGUUAUGCACCGGGCAAAACCUUGGCCGUCGAAACAAAGAGGGAGGGGGUAACAAAAGAAGACGACAACACCGUGCCCACUAAAGCGCUGUUCAAGGUGGCGCCGGUGACCGUGUGUGGUCUCUCUCGGCGCAUGGCACCCAUGGUUCCGGAAUGGGCUCAGAAGCCCCGUGUCCCCGCCGCUGUCGCUCGCAUGUCUUGCCCUUUGGCUGGGCUCUCGUGACAGCCCACACAGGUCGUGGGCGGCCCGCAAGCCGUGGCCCUUGCCUGUUUGUCCAAGGUCGAUGGGGAUUUGCCCCGACAGCCGGGCUCGUCGGGAAGCUCACCCUCUUAGCGCGACCCGAGCUUGGCAGAUGAAGGCAGGCGUCAUGCUCGAGCCUGGAGGAGGCUGCCGGCCUCGUCCGCCGCGGUGGACAUGUAUAAAACCCUGGCGCGCCCCUAGUUCAGCCCUGACUGACUUGAGAUGCACCUCCCACCCACGCCUCCACUCGUCAGUAAGCCCCGACCUUCCCUGGCCAGCUCAUUCCCUCAAGAUGCUUCGCAAGAUCGCAACCCUCGCCGCCCUCGUGACCGCCGUCCGGGGCCAGGCGGUAUGCUCACUCACGGCUGAGACCCACCCCAACCUCCAGUGGUCAAAGUGCACGUCGGGCGGCUGCAGCAACGUGGCCGGGUCCGUCACCAUCGACGCGAACUGGCGGUGGACGCACGCCGUCUCGGGAUCGACGAACUGCUACACGGGCAACAAGUGGGACAGCUCCAUCUGCUCCACCAACGCCGACUGCGCGGCCAAGUGCUGUGUCGAUGGCGCCAGCUACGCAUCCACGUACGGUGCCGUCACGAGCGGCAAUGCCCUGUCGCUCAAGUUCGUCACCCAGGGCGGCAGCGGCAAGAACGUCGGGUCCCGCCUCUACCUCAUGGAGUCGGAGAGCAAGUACCAGAUGUUCAACUUGCUCGGCAACGAGUUCACUUUCGAUGUCGAUGCUGCCCAGCUCGGCUGCGGUCUGAACGGCGCCGUCUACUUUGUGUCCAUGGAUGCCGACGGUGGUGCCUCCAAGUACCCGGGCAACAAGGCCGGAGCCAAGUACGGAACGGGUUACUGCGACUCGCAGUGCCCGCGUGAUCUCAAGUACAUCAACGGAGCUGCCAACAUCGAGGGCUGGAAGCCGUCCGACGGCGACGCCAACUCGGGCGUCGGCACCGUCGGCUCGUGCUGCGCCGAGAUGGACAUCUGGGAGGCCAACAGCAUGUCGACGGCCUACACCCCUCACCCGUGCGCGAACAACGCGCAGCACUCGUGCUCGGGCGACGCCUGCGGCGGCACCUACUCGCAGACGCGCUACGCCGGCGACUGCGACCCGGACGGCUGCGACUUCAACAGCUACCGCCAGGGCAACACGUCCUUUUACGGCCGCGGCGCCUCCAACACGGUCGACUCGACCAAGAAGGUGACGGUCGUGACGCAGUUCAUCAAGAACUCGGCCGGCCAGCUGAGCGAGAUCAAGCGCUUCUACGUCCAGGGCGGCAAGGUCAUCCCCAACUCGCAGUCCACCGUCGCGGGCCUGCCCGGCAACUCCAUCACCCAGGACUGGUGCGACAAGCAAAAGGUGGCGUUCGGCGACCCCAACGUCCACAAGGAGAAGGGCGGGCUCGUGCAGAUGGGCAAGGCGCUCGAGAAGGGCAUGGUGCUCGUGCUCUCGCUCUGGGCCGACCACAACUCAAACAUGCUGUGGCUCGACUCGACCUACCCCGUCGACCGCACCGGCCCGGGGGCCGCCCGCGGCUCGUGCUCGACCACGAGCGGCAAGCCCGCCGACCUGGAGCGCGACGUGCCCGGCUCGACCGUCAUCUACUCCAACAUCAAGUUCGGCCCCAUCGGCUCCACCUUCUCGAGCGGCGGCGCGCAGCCCGAGCCCAGCGGCACCGCCACCACCAACCCGCCCCAGCCCACCAACACGGGCACCAACCCCGGCACCGUCCCCCGCUACGGCCAGUGCGGCGGCAACGACUGGAACGGCCCCACCGUCUGCGUCAGCCCUUACACGUGCACCAAGGCCAACAACUGGUACUCGCAGUGCCUGUAAAAAAAAAAAAACUUGUCUGGCCUGUCUGACAAGCGAACUGAGCCCCCUCCCCUGCUGCUAACCGGUGUGGGCUACGCGUUUUCUUUUCUUUUGCAUAAGAGGCCAAAAUGGAAUACAUGGGAAUGUCAAGUAGCUUUCUUUUCGAUCUGUACAUAUUUCUUUCGACCGUGUCUGGAUUACGCGCCGCCCUGGUGUUGGCGUGGGUGGAAGGCUGUUUUACUCCCCGUGGGCACCGCGCCGACUUGCCUUUUUUUGCAGAUAGUUGAAUCUUUCAUAUUGAACAUCACCUCAUGUCUUGCAUGCACAUUACCGUCUUUAAAUAUUAUUAGGAGAGUUGACCAUCACGCAGCCUCGCCUCUUGUCCACGCUGCAUGUCCAAC
Messenger RNA from Gaeumannomyces tritici R3-111a-1, 2731 nucleotides. Its product is annotated as 1,4-beta-D-glucan cellobiohydrolase B. Gene Ontology annotation, cellular component: extracellular region. Gene Ontology annotation, biological process: carbohydrate metabolic process. The transcript has 4 exons. The coding region runs from base 555 to 2351 and encodes 598 amino acids. Lineage: Eukaryota; Fungi; Ascomycota; Sordariomycetes; Magnaporthales; Magnaporthaceae. Gene Ontology annotation, molecular function: hydrolase activity, hydrolyzing O-glycosyl compounds; cellulose binding. The record is from RefSeq and is a predicted model, not a curated record.